Molecule: messenger RNA, 2367 nt
Organism: Lethenteron reissneri (Far Eastern brook lamprey)
Lineage: Eukaryota; Metazoa; Chordata; Hyperoartia; Petromyzontiformes; Petromyzontidae
Product: lysosomal amino acid transporter 1 homolog
Cellular component (GO): membrane
Molecular function (GO): basic amino acid transmembrane transporter activity
Source: RefSeq, a predicted model, not a curated record
UGUUUCUGUCGGCCGUGACUCACACUCCCACCCUGCCCGACAUCCGUGCAGGCACAGCUGCUGCUGCUGCCGAUGACGACGCUGAGACAAAUGCCGCUCGACUGGUCGGAGCGAGACACCCGUGGAGCUGGCCACGAGCCCACAGCACUAAUAGAGCGACUACCUCCUCCACCCGCUACUCAACCACCGCAUCAUCACUCAGCAUCACGGACAGUGGGGGCUCCCUGCAGUGAGAGAGAGAGCUGGCGUGCAGACACGGGGCGAGCGCCAUCAGCAGCCGUGUUGACGCGACACGUGGCUCAUCUAGCCGCAGCAGCAGCAGCUGUAGCUGAUGAAGCAUCAUCCCUGCUGUUGUUCCUCGUCCAUGGACAUCGACUGAGGAGGUUUUGCCAUUGCCCAGUGGGCCAUCGGCGCGGCCUUCACCCACCGAGGGCCAUCCCCGUCUCGUCUGCUCGCUCCGAGCCAUGGUCUACGGCGGGAACACCACGCAGGCCCAGCACGCCGCCGUGGCCACGUGGACUCCCGCCGUCCCCGGCGGCAACGGCACCGCCCCGGGCCCUGCGCCGAUCCUCCUGUGCCCCAACGCGUCGGCGGGUUCCCAGUGGCUGUGGCACGUGCUCGGGGAGUGCCCUGAUGGGAGCCGGGACUACGCGAGCGUGGCCUUCGCGCUCCUGUCCAUCAUCUGCUUCCUGCUGGCCAUGCUGCCGCAGCUGUACGAGUCGUACCGCUCUGGCAAAGCUGACCAGGCCCUCUCCAUUUGGUUUCUGCUCGCUUGGCUGGGAGGCGACUGCUCCAACCUCAUUGGCUGCAUCCUGACAAAUCAGCCGCACCUACAGACGUUAAUGGCCGUGGACUACGUGAUGAUGGACAACUUGGUGAUGUCCCAGUACCUCUACUACCGAGUGAGAAAUCGGAAUGGCGAUGCCGGCUGUCUGCAGUGGUCGUGCGUAUGCUGGAUGCUGUCCUGUACCCUCCUCGCGUUGCUGCUGCCUUUCCUCCUCUUCUGGCACCACCCCCUGCUGGAGGCCCCUGCCCUUGGGACCAACUCCUCCCGCGCUCUUGCCCACGCUAGCAAGCUGCCUUCGUUGGGAUGGAUGGAGCUGGUCGGCUACACUUCCGGCUCAGCCUCUGCCGCCUUCUACCUCGGAGGGAGGCUGCCACAGCUGUACCGCAAUUACAAGCGGCACUCGGUGGAGGGAGUCUCGCUGGCGCUCUUCAUGCUUACAAUCCUGGGGAACAGCACGUACGGCACGAGUUUGGUGCUGAAGGCCCCCAGACCGGGCGAAACCGAGGGCCAGGCUAUCGUCGCUCACCUGCCCUGGCUCAUCGGCAGCUUCGGAACUCUGCUGCUUGACUCCGCUAUGGUAGCUCAGUUUGUGCGAUACAGACGCCGCCACGGUGGCCGCCCUGAAGGAGAGGACACCAUUCCGCUGCGGCUGGACGAGAGGGAAGGGGCCCCAUUGCUCAACGGCUGGGGGGAUGAGUGACGCCGCGCAUACCCAGAGGUCAUUGCCGUGACCCCAGGUUCACUGCCGUGACCCCAGGUUCACUGCCGUGACCCCAGGUCAUUGCCGUGACCCCUCGAUCCUGGAAGCGUUUGAGCGAAGUUUCCUGGGCUUGGCACGGCCGCAAGGGAGGCCGUGCUUUACGAUGUUCUUUUUUAAAACCAUCAAGCGGGUGUGAGAAUCUGCAGUGUGCUGCUUUCGCAUUCCUCUCUGUCAUUCCAGGUCCCUCCUGCCUGCGGGUCCGACCAUGGUAUUUACCCAUCACCGCUUGUCUUAAAUGUCAGUUGUGUCUCACGUCGGUGGCCUUCUUACUGUAGCGAUGUUGAAAAGCAAUAUUUAGUGAUAGCCCGUAACCUGAUCGUGACGUGAUCUUGAAAACUAUACUGAGCCAUACGUUGUCCAAUAUUGCGUCGGCCAUAAUGCCUUACAAUGUGCCUCGAAUCUCCAGUGGGAGACAGGGUUGGCCUGCACGGCCUCCUAGGAGCUCCCUGUCUCAGGGUUUCCCCUGCAAGACAACUACACACGUCUCUCGCCCCUUACAGCUGAGCGACCUGGGUGGCCGCUGAACUUCCCCACCCCUUGAUAAGGGCCCGGCUUGGCUCAGGGCACUACCAGCUUGUUGCUUGUUUUUCUAUUGAAUCAAACUUUAGCAGGGGAUUAACUCACGGAGGUUACUUCGUUUACAUGACAUUGAACCGGUCUUCCGUUGGAUCGAACUUGUUUUACAUUUUGGCUUGUAAACUCUGUGCAAUAAUUUCCGAGUUGGAGACACGGGUUUGAGUGGAACACUGAGUGUAUCGUUAUUUAUGAGUGCUCGUGUGCACGCACGUAAGGCUGAAAUAAAGGCGUCUUGUUGCUGCCA